Messenger RNA from Sordaria macrospora k-hell, 4284 nucleotides. RefSeq lists its product as uncharacterized. The record is from RefSeq and is a predicted model, not a curated record. NCBI's taxonomy places the organism in Eukaryota, Fungi, Ascomycota, Sordariomycetes, Sordariales, Sordariaceae. Gene Ontology annotation, biological process: phosphorylation; phosphorelay signal transduction system. Gene Ontology annotation, molecular function: protein binding; phosphorelay sensor kinase activity.
AUGCCAUCAGCAUUAGCAGACGGGAACUCCGUGUCUGAUCCUGAAGCUCCCUCCGGAAGUCGAGUAGACGAAAGCACACCAUUACCCCAGGGAAACUUAAAGCGCCUCUGGCGAGGGGCUCCUUCCAUGGCUCAUCAAGUACGCCGAAGUCAGUCGUCGAGCCCUUUGCGACUCACAAUGCCAUUCAUAACUCCGGGCCAGCUUGCCUUUUCAGCAAUGCAAUUUUUACCCGUUCCAAUCUUGGUCUUGGAUAGCCUCAAAACAGUGGUGCUGGCUAACGAGUCUAUGGGAAGACUACUGGGCAUGCCGUUAGAUGGGGCCGGAGAAGGUCAUGAUCUUUCCUCGACAAUGGACCAACUCCGCGGCCAGUCUCUUUCCCAAGUUGGCAUCGACCUUAUCCAGGAUGGCAUGCCGGUUUGGAUUGCUUGGGAACAGUUUUUGGGCCAGGUUGCCCUUGAGAUGGGAGUUGGAAACAUGGGAGGAGGAGAGAUCUCCAAGCCAGAUCUGAAAACGGAUCCCGACGGACACGCUACGCCACGUCCUGCACAGGUCCCUCCGUCACCUUCCGCUUCUUUGCCGCAUUCUAGAUCGACAUCGGCUCCAGCUAUGGAUGGCGUGUGCGACGGAGACGCAGCCAACACCACCUGCCACCCGUCACCCAACGCUGUUGUGGAUGUGGUUAUUGCCAGAAGAGAUAUCGCCCGGACAACAUAUGACACCCGCGCCCGGUCAGAGAGCACUACUUUCCACGCACAAGCCAAGAUGAUCAUUUCGGUCUGGCAGCUGAGCCCGCAGCAAACCUACUUUACCCUCACCUUCACUAACACCGAGUCCAACUAUGUCCCUCCGGUUGGUGCUAAGAAGCUGGCUGGGAAGCGUGACGUUUUGGAUGCUGCUGAGAAGAAGUACUCUUACAGCGUAAACGACCCUCCCUCUAUGACUUCAAGUCGUGAUUCGCGUACUCGCUCUCCAUCUUUUCCCCUAAGUCCAUCUGCGGUCGCCAUGUCAUCUAGUCCUUUUCCUCCGCUCGGACCUCCAUCGCAAUCUUCCAUCACCAGUGCUCCUUCAAUGUUGCAAAAAAUCACAGUUAUGAAAGAUGCUCUUCUGGAUAAGACGCAGACGCCAAUUAUUGCCAUGUGGAAGGAUGGGAGUGUUAUCCUUCCCAACAAACCUGCACGGCGGCUUUUCAACCAAGAUCCUGCACAGGGCGCUCCACUGGAAGGUUCCAACCUCCUGGAACAGUGGAAGGUGUGGAACGACGACUUCAGCAGGCAGUUGGAGACAGAUGAACACCCAAUAUCUGUUCUGAUCAAAACUGAAAUGCCUUUUGAAACCUACAGAAUUGGGAUGUUGGACCAAGGUGGCGAGCGGUUAAUAUUCGACGUCGAGGGAGCUGUGAUCCGAGACGAGAUCACAGGCGAGUUUUUGGCGGGCGUGAUCACAUGCAGGGACAUAACGCGAAUCGAGCAUGAAAUCAGUCAAAUCAAAGAGGCAGACAAGGAAAGGUUCAGGUUGAUAUGCGAUACCAUGCCUCAGCUUGUGUGGACUACGGGGCCCGAUGGCGCGCAUGACUUCUACAACAGCAGGUGGUACAGCUACACAGGUCUUACCGAAGAAGAUUCGCUAGGCGGAGGCUGGAGAAAAGCGUUUCAUCCGGAUGACUUGGUCGAGACUGAGAGACGAUGGCAAAGCUCACUUCGCACCGGCGAGCCGUAUGUGAUAGAGUACAGGUGUCGCAGCAAAGAUGGUGAAUGGAGAUGGUUCCUUGGUCGGGCGCUCCCUCUGAAGAACAAACAAACGGGAAAGAUCGACAAGUGGUUCGGAACCUGUACCGACGUGCACGAAACCAUGGAGGCUAAGCUCGAGGCCAAGCGAACAAGACAACAGCUACGCAGUGUUAUCGCCCACUCACGCAUGACGAUGUUUGCAGUUGAUCCCGACCGGAAGGUUACUUUGUUGGAGGGAUCGUUGAUAUGGGACGCUCUCUCGCCUGAGCUUAGUGCCUCAUGGUUCAUUGGGAAAGAUGUCUAUGAAGUUUUCAACAGCCUCAACCAACAAUUACCGGACGGCCAAACACCUGCGUUUCUGCAGCCCCUUGAGUCCAUCCUUGGAGGAAAAUCACCGGUGGAACUACAGGACCACAAGUUCGCAGGUAGAUGGUACCGCACUGGCUUUCAGCCCAUUCUCAGGAGAGAUCCUAUUACCGGAAACUCAAUAGAAAACUUCGUCGAAGGCGUCAUGGGCUUCAUAAUGGACGUCACCGAGUUGAAGGACCGCGAAAGAGAUAUUGAGGCACAGGUUCUGGAAAAGAGGCAGCUUCUAGCCAACGAAGCAGCUGCAAAAGAAGCAAGUCGGCUCAAGAGCCAGUUUCUAGCCAACAUGUCUCACGAGAUUCGGACACCAAUCACUGGUGUAAUCGGAAUGGCCGAAUUAUUGCUUGACGUUGGACUUGAUGCCGAGCAACGAGAGCUGACGGAGAACAUUUUCCGUUCCGCGAACGCACUUUUGACUGUAAUCAACGACAUUCUUGACUUCUCAAAGAUUGAAUCCGGGCGACUGGACAUCGAAGAAGUACAGUUCUCAUUGGCUGUCGUUAUUCAGGAGGUCAGCAAAAUGCUCAGCUUCACGGCUGAGCGGAAAGGCUUAACCUUCAACUACGAGAUAUGUUCGGAUAUUGCGCUUGACCUCGUGGUCAUGGGAGAUCCUGGACGUUUGCGGCAGGUAUUAUGUAACCUGGCGCAGAAUGGCAUCAAGUUCUGCCACGAAGGCCAUGUCAAGCUCAACGUCUUUGUCGAACAAGAAACAAAUGAUACCAUUGAGGUCAAGUUCGUGAUUCAGGAUACGGGCAUCGGUAUUGAGGAGGAAGUACUAAAAGGACUCUUCCAGCCUUUCAGUCAGGGAGAUGCAUCGACAGCGCGGAAGUUUGGAGGUACCGGUCUUGGGCUGACCAUUUCCAAGAACUUGCUGGAAUUGAUGAACGGGCGUAUGGCGCUCGCUUCUAAAAGGGGCGAAGGAACUACAGCCACAUUCUGGAUCCCAUUCAAGAAGCCGCAAAAGGCAAAUUCGGCUACUGGUCCGCUAUCUGACAGAUUGCAAGGCGAGGCAAGCGUAUCUUGCAACAGCCCGCCCCCAGCUCACCAAGAGCCGAGUGGGCUGAGCGGUGAGCAGAGGUCAGCAUGGAGACAAUCCUCAAUAAGCCUUUCCACUACCACCUCCCAAGAGGAUGUUUCCAUGCUGGAUCGCAGCAAGGUUUUCAUCCUGGUAGUAGAGGACAACGAGAUCAACCAGCAAAUCGCCAUCAAAACGAUCAAAAAAUUAGGGUUUGAAGUCGCGGCCGCCUGGAACGGCAAGGAAGCUCUUGAAUAUCUGUCCGAAGCCAGCGCCGGCAAGAAAAGGAAACCAGACAUCAUAUUGAUGGACGUACAGAUGCCUCUGAUCGAUGGAUACCUAUGCACCCACCUGCUGCGGCAUCACAUCCCUUACAGAACCUACGUGAAGGACGUUCCCAUUGUGGCCAUGACCGCCUCAGCAAUCCAAGGCGACAAGGAGAAAUGUAAGAGGGCGGGCAUGGAUGACUACCUGUCCAAACCGGUCAAGAGCAAGACACUCGAAAAGAUGUUGCUCAGGUGGUGCACCACGAAGAGGGAGGAUCUUUCCCCGGCAACAUCAAAUUGCUCGGAGACUGGUGAGCAUUGUCGCAGUGCGGAUAUUCCCGCUGUUUGGUUGAAUGAUGGGGAGCCGUCUGAAUUGGACUUGAACGUCUAUGAUAGCGUCGAGGACGAAGGUUCAAGUCUUUCUACACCUAUGGGUCCGGUCCGAGUUUCAGAGAGGGUUUCUCAAGGUAGUGGUUCUGGCGGCGGUCAGGCUCAACAAAAUCCGACGACGGGGUACUUCUCGCCGGGAUCUGCUUCUGGACAAGGCGUACCAGAGACGGCCACAAACUCUACAGGAAACCGUGGUGCGCAGACGGUGCUCGGUCCAGCCGAGCAGCUUGUUGAUUCGGCAGAAUACCCAAUGCGACCGAGCGUGGAAGACGCGGCGACAAGUUCGACCUUGGUGAACCAGAGUACACAGACACAAACACAAACACAAACACAAACACAAACACAAACACAAACACAAACACAAACACAAACACAAAUACGAACACAAACACAGGGAGAGGCGUUGACGGAGGAGAACCUAGGCAAGCUACAGGAGGAACAAAGGAGAGAGCUCCAGAAAGAACAAAAUAAAGAAGCUGCAAAGCAAAUAAGUGAAGGGGGGAAUGGGGGAACUACAUAA